This is a messenger RNA of Parathielavia appendiculata, 3889 nucleotides long. RefSeq lists its product as uncharacterized. Gene Ontology annotation, cellular component: cytoplasm; nucleus. NCBI's taxonomy places the organism in Eukaryota, Fungi, Ascomycota, Sordariomycetes, Sordariales, Chaetomiaceae. The record is from RefSeq and is a predicted model, not a curated record. The coding region runs from base 265 to 3498 and encodes 1077 amino acids. The transcript has 11 exons. Gene Ontology annotation, biological process: ribosomal large subunit export from nucleus; protein export from nucleus; ribosomal small subunit export from nucleus. Gene Ontology annotation, molecular function: nuclear export signal receptor activity; small GTPase binding.
GCCUUUUGGAGCUUUCGACCCGAUCCUCAAUCUCUUCCCAUGCUUCCGUCAUAUUCCACUUUCAGUCGUCUUCAUAGACUUUGACCGCCCUCUUGAAUCUUUGGCACUCUUUUCCGGACUUCCCAACCCCCGCAGUAGAACGCGACCGACCUGCGUUCUGCAUCGCCCUGCAACCACCAACUGUCCUUGUCUGCAUUCGUUCGGCACUCCGUUUGCCAGCUUCCCCCGCGAGAUUCUACAACCGACGUUACAAGGCCUGCGACCAUGCCCGUCUCCAUCGAGGAGUUGGACGCCACCGUCCGGGCCUUCUACGAGGGCCGCGGCGACCAGCAAAAAGCUGCCCAAGCAGCCUUGAACCAGUUCAAGGAAGACCCGGAUGCCUGGUUGAUGGUCGACGAUAUCCUCUCGAGGGCAACAUAUGAGCAAACCAAAUUCCUGGGUUUGCAGGUUCUUGAUAAUGUGAUCAUGACAAGGUGGAAGGUCCUGCCACGGGAGCAGUGUCAAGGGAUCCGCAACUUCGUCGUGCAGUACAUCCUGCAAUGCUCUAGCUCCGAGGAGGCCCUCAAGACUCACCGCACCCUUCUCAACAAGCUAAACCUCGUUCUCGUCUCGGUCCUGAAGCAAGAAUGGCCUCACAAUUGGCCCACCUUCAUCAACGAGAUCAUCUCGGCCUGCCACUCCAGCCUGUCCGUGUGCGAGAACAACAUGAUUAUCCUGCGCCUCCUGUCCGAGGAGGUGUUUGACUACUCCGCUGAGCAAAUGACGUCGACAAAGACCCGCAACCUGAAGACGACCAUGUGCGCCGAGUUCUCCCAGAUCUUCCAGCUAUGCCAGGAGAUCCUCAACAGCGCGACGCAGCCGAGCCUUAUUAAAGCCACCCUCGAGACGCUGCUGCGCUUCUGCAACUGGAUUCCCUUGGGUUACAUUUUCGAGACACCCCUUAUCGAAACUCUCCGCACACGGUUCCUCGAGGUGCCAGAGUUCCGGAAUGUCACGCUCCAGUGCCUGACGGAGAUCGGAGGUCUGCAAACGGGAGGGCCCGGCCAGAUUAACACAUACGACGAGCAGCUGGUCAAGAUGUUCACCGAGGUUCUGACGACCAUUUCCAACAUUAUUCCCCUGGACAUGGAUCUCAAGACGACAUAUCCCCAGAGCAACUCCCGCGAUCAGGAGUUCAUCCAGAAUUUGGCGCUCUUCCUCUGCAACUUCUUCGGCAUGCAUUUGCCGCUGAUCGAGAACCUUCCGAACCGAGAUUUCCUCACCCACGGCCAUUUCUACCUCAUCCGAAUCUCACAGAUUGACGACCGCGAAAUCUUCAAGAUCUGCCUGGAUUACUGGCUGAAGCUUGUCCAAGAGCUUUACGAGGAGAUGCAAUCCCUCCCGAUAUCCGAUCUGACGUCCAUGUCUCUGGGAAUGAUGGGCGGCGGCGGCGCACCGAAUCCGGCCCUGCUCACUAACUACCCGCUCCGGAAGCACAAGUACAACGAGGUCUUGUCGAACUUGCGGGUGGUGAUGAUUGAGAAGAUGGUCCGACCGGAGGAAGUGUUGAUUGUGGAGAACGACGAGGGCGAGAUCGUCCGCGAGUUCGUCAAGGAGACCGAUACGGUGCAGCUGUACAAGACAAUCCGGGAAUGCCUGGUCUACCUCACCCAUCUUGACGUUGUCGACACCGAGCAGAUCAUGACGGAGAAGCUCGCGCGGCAGGUGGACGGAUCUGAAUGGUCGUGGCACAAUUGCAACGUGCUCUGCUGGGCCAUCGGCUCUAUUUCCCUAGCCAUGAACGAAGAGACGGAGAAGCGGUUCCUUGUCACGGUAAUCAAGGACUUACUGGGACUGACCGAGAUGAAACGCGGAAAGGACAACAAGGCCGUCGUCGCCAGCAACAUCAUGUACAUCGUGGGGCAGUACCCGCGCUUCCUCAAGGCGCAUUGGAAAUUCCUUAAGACGGUUGUCAAUAAGCUCUUUGAGUUUAUGCACGAGUCCCACGAAGGUGUCCAGGACAUGGCGUGUGAUACCUUCAUCAAGAUCGCGAAACAGUGCAGGCGCCACUUUGUUGCGCUCCAGCCGAGCGAGAACGAGCCGUUUAUCGAGGAGAUCAUCAGAAACCUCGCCAAGAUCACCUGCGAUCUUACCCCCCAGCAGGUUCACACCUUCUACGAAGCCUGUGGGUAUAUGGUAGCCGCGCAAGGCAACAGGAAUCAACAAGAGCGGCUCUUGUCCGACUUGAUGGCCAUUCCCAAUGCGGCCUGGGAUGAAAUCAUCAAGCAAGCCACGAUGAACCCUGCGAUCCUGCAGGACGCCGACACCAUCAAGAUCAUUGGCAAUAUUAUGAAGACCAAUGUGUCGGCCUGCUCGUCCAUCGGCCCCUACUUCUAUCCACAGAUUGGGCGGCUGUACAACGACAUGCUGCAGAUGUAUGCUGCUACGAGCCAGCUCAUCUCGGAGGCGGUUGCCCGUGAAGGCGAGGUUGCGACCAAGAUGCCCAAGGUCCGCGGUCUCCGGACCAUCAAGAAGGAGAUCCUGAAGCUCGUCGAGACAUUUGUCGACAAGGCGGAGGACCUCCAGGCUGUCAGGAGCCAAAUGGUUCCGCAACUGCUGGACUCUGUGCUGGUCGACUAUAACCGGAACGUUCCGGGCGCACGGGAUGCCGAGGUUCUGAGGGCCAUGACAGCCAUGAUCACCAAGCUUUCGGGCCUUAUGGAGGACCAAGUGCCUGUGAUCAUGGAGAAUGUGUUUGAGUGCACUCUUGACAUGAUCAACAAGGACUUUUCGGAGUUCCCUGAGCAUCGUGUCGAAUUCUUCAACCUAUUGCGGGCCAUCAACCUCCAUUGCUUCCCAGCCCUCUUGAAGCUCGACAACCGGCAGUUCAAGUUUGUCAUCGACUCUUGCAUGUGGGCGAGCAAGCACGACAACCGCGAUGUUGAGACGGCCGGGCUGAACAUGUGCUUGGAGUUGAUCAACAACAUCGCCGAGAAGACGGACGUGCAGACGUCCAACGCCUUCUUCAACCAGUUCUUCAUCACGAUCCUGCAGGACGUCUUUUUCGUGCUGACGGACCAGGACCACAAGGCUGGUUUCAAGACGCAGUCGAUGCUGCUAAUGCGCCUGUUUUAUUUUGUGCACCCUGCCGACGGCACGCAGCCCAAGAUUCAGGGGCCGAUCUACCAGCCCGACCAGGCGCAACCGGGCACAAGCAACCGCGAGUUCUUGGCCAACUUUGUCAGCACACUGUUGCAGAACGCUUUCUCCAACCUCACGCCGGUCCAAAUCACGGCCUUUGUUGAGGGCCUGUUCACGCUCAACACGCAGUAUGACAAGUUCCGGCUGGCACUGCGCGACUUUUUGAUUUCGCUCCGCGAGUUUGCGGGCGACAAUGCCGAGCUGUACCAGGUCGAGAAGGAGCAGCAGGAGCGGGAUCGCCUCGCGGCGGACCACGAGCGCCGGUCCAAGGUCGGGGGUCUGCUUAAGCCCUCGGAGCUGGAGGAUGAUGAGCUGUGACUUGGGGAGGAGCUCAGAACGGAGUUCUUGCCCAAGGGGUAUGAGCUGGGGAAGAAUAGGGGGGUGGGGGACGGUGGUGGUGAUGGUGGGGGCGAUGGGUGGGAGUUUUACGGGUUGUGAUGGUGAAUUUGGGGGGAGGGAGGGAGGAGGAUUAAGAGGCAAGAGCUUCUCUUCUAUGUCUCUGCUCUGCUCUACUCUCCUCUGCUAUGCACUGCGGCCGCCUGGUGAGUGGGGACGCUUGAGGCUUGAGGAUUUCGAAACCCCUCUAGCACGGAUGGAUUGUGUGUGGGAGGAACGAUGUGUUUCUGACCUCUAUUUUUUUUACCUUCUAGGGUGUUUAUCUUGCGAACCCUUGUAGUGAUACCAAUAGAAGAGGGUAUGAUCUCUUGUA